Molecule: messenger RNA, 2415 nt
Organism: Trypanosoma cruzi
Lineage: Eukaryota; Euglenozoa; Kinetoplastea; Trypanosomatida; Trypanosomatidae
Product: inorganic polyphosphate/ATP-NAD kinase, putative
Exons: 1
Coding region: 1-2415 (804 amino acids)
Biological process (GO): NADP+ biosynthetic process; NAD+ metabolic process
Molecular function (GO): NAD+ kinase activity
Source: RefSeq, a predicted model, not a curated record
AUGCUCCGUCGGGUGUUGCCGUUAUUUUGCUACAGUGUACCGCAAAUUUCUCGCGUCGGCAUAUUUCCACUGCACUUGGAUCCGCCUACAGUUCAGCAUCGGGAGAUUUUCCGACUGCUGGUUGGUGAAAGAGGCUUUGAUCACAAGAAUGUCAGCAGCAGCGGCAACCAUGCUGUUUAUGGGGGUGGUGAUGGUCACCGCCAUGAUAACAACAACAACACCAACAGCCAGCUUGCGGGCUCACUCUGGUGCCUUGAGUCUCUUGCGGAGAGUUUGAAGAGCAGCGAAUGCGUGCCAUUCGACCACCUCAUUUUGGUUCCCAACACACGAUUUCCCGUCACCCUGCGUCUCUCCACACACCUUGCUGCCUUGACAACUCUUGUCACGCGUGGUCUUUCUCGAGUGCACGUGGACUUUACCGCGCUUGAGCAUCCAGAUGAGGACAUGCCGUGCGUGUACGAGUUGACACAGAAGUACAGGAACAGCACACUGGUGCACUGGCUGCAGGACGCACAUGAGAUGCAGAAGUGGGCCCACUUUGGCGAUGUGAAGCUACGCGUACCAAUGUUGCUACUGCAGACGGUAAGCUUCCCUGUCAGUAUGGUGGGUAAGCCGCGCGAUCCGCGCUUUAUUGGGAAGUAUUUUCCUGGUGGCUCUGGGGCGUUGUUGGCGGCAGACAGGGCGUCCACAACAAAGCAACCGUUGGGACAGCCCCGGCAAGAAAAGAAGACGGAAGAUGCCGCGUCUGUCCCUAUAACUAAUGGUGGCAAUCAUGACGAACACGACGACAAAGGUGUAAGUAUUGGCAACCGAGGUGGUAACUUUGUCAAUUCGCCUCGUUGGGUAAAUGGGGGCUAUGGCGAGCAAGAGGUGGAAAUUAGUCGAUCAUACAUAAGUUCCUCAACUUCGUCGUGGUUGGCAUCUUCGGAUAAUGUCCCUUUAUUGUUGCAGCCAUCUGAACAAGCAGAACUUGGUAAAACUGGCAACGGUGAGAAUGGCAAGAAGGAUGCGGACUACAUCUUGAGGAAAGACGCUGAUCUUAGCAGCAGCGUGAACGGAGGCCAUAGUAAUGCCGGGGAAAUGAAUGGGGAGAGUGAGACGGACAUGAGUGAGAGAGGCACGGAGACGCAGCCAAACCACACCGUAGAUAACAGUAGUCGGCCGUCGUCAGCGAAGGAGAUGAAGGAGAGAGAGGGCAGAGAAGAGGAGAUUGAUACCAUGACCAUGCCGUAUGAUACCAUGCCGGUUCGUCGCAAAGUUCGUCACCUCGUCGAGGAGCUCUUUUCUACACAUCAGAGCAUGGAGGGAGGUCACGGUCGUAGUUCCACCAACGCUCCGCCGCCGCAUGUUGAGGUGCACACCGUUCACCGUUGUACCGGGGCAGAUGUACGUCAGGCGCUCUGGGAGCGUGAGGUGGAUCCAACACUGCUGCUUACAGAACCGGUAUAUCGCUAUAUCAAUAGUCAUGGGCUUUAUCACGAUUACCGCAAAGACAACUACCCGAAGCUGACACAGGUACAACAUAUUGGUGCUAGCAGCAAUACUAGUAGUAGCAGUAGUAUGAGCAGCACGAGUGCGUGGCGAAGAGGCAAAGUGCAGGCAAUCGGUCCCGCUGCGGUUUUGUCUUUCCCCGGCCUCAUACCAAGGUUGGAGCUGCACUAUGACAGGAACAAUAUCCUUGCCCGCGAAUAUUACGAGAAACUUAGUGUGUUUGAGGCAAACGCUGAUGAGGAACCUGAUCUUAUUGUGCCUAUCGGCGGCGAUGGCUACAUGAUGCAUUGCAUUCGAAAUAACUGGAACCGUUUUAUUCCCUUUUUUGGUGUGAACGCCGGGCACGUUGGUUACUUGCUGAAUGACCCCUCCACCUUGGGCGAGCUCUUCUUUGCCCCACUCAAGCUGCACACCACAAUCAUGCUCUACUGCCUCGCCGAAAAGGAGACAGAGACUGGGGAGAAGGUGCUGUUAUCCGAGUUGGCCUUCAACGAUGCCUGGGUUGAGCGAUCCAGUGGCCAAACCGCCCUCAUCCGCAUCCUCGUGAAUGGCGAGGAGCGCAUCCAUUUGUUGCGUGGCGACGGUGUGUUGGUAUCGACGGCGGCUGGCAGCACGGCGUAUUGUCAGGCACUCGGCGCAUCGCCCGUCCCGGUCGGGGCGCCGUUGAUUCAAAUCGUGGGCAGCAAUGUCGUGUCCCCGGCGCAGUGGCGGCCGACGCAUCUGAACCAGGAGGACCAUGUGGAGCUGGAGGUGAUUGACAGCCUCAAGCGGCCAUGCCGUUGCUUCGUGGACUCCGUGGACAUGGGGAAUGUCACACGCAUGCUGGUACGCUCCAGCCGAGCCGCAGGGGUUGUGAUCGCCUUUACGAGUAGCUGCGAUCUCCAGCAGAAGCUAUAUCAAAUGCAGUUUCCAAAUAACAUGUGA